AUGGAACUACACUAUGGCAUACUUCUUGGGUCGCCCAAUCAAUUGGAACCGCAAGAGCUGGAUGGAACUGUCUUCAAAAUACUAGCGGAUAAUACUCUAGUGCCAGCCGAAGUCACAACUUAUUGGUGCAUAAUUAAGCGAAUACCGCAAAUUGUGGCUGAUCGUAAACAUCAUAUCAUCCAGAUGAACGCAUACGUCAAAGGCGGCAACGAGAACGUUGUGCACCAUAUGGAGAUAUUUCUAUGCGAGACGGAUGACCAAACAGAAAGGAGCGAGAAUUGUAAUAAUCUGGUAAUGGAUCAGGAUGCUCGUUCUUGCAGUCAUGUAAUUGCUGCUUGGGCAAAAGGCGAAGGCCCUAUUUAUUAUCCUCCUGAAGCUGGCUUGCCAAUAGGCGGUAGGACAGGAAGGAAGUUCCUCAAAGUUGAAAUUCAUUAUAACAAUCCAAGUAUGGAAUCCGGCAUACUCGAUGGAUCAGGCUUCGUGUUUCACGUCACUCCUAGACUCAGGAAAUACGAUGCCGGGAUCAUGGAAGUUGGCCUUAUUUAUUCCGACGCGAACUCGAUCCCACCAGGCCAACAUGCGUUCCCACUAACAGGUCAUUGCGUUGCUGACUGCACCUCAAAGCUCCCAAGCGAAGGUAUUUAUAUUUUCGGAUCACAGCUUCACGCACACUUAUCCGGCCGUAAACUGUUCACCAGUCACUACAGACAGGGAGUGAAAGUUGGUGAAAUAAAUAGAGACAACCACUACAGCCCCCACUGGCAGCAUAUCGUUCAAAUACGCCCUUACGUGCACGUUUUACCGGGUGACGUGCUUUCAACGACAUGUGUUUAUGAUACACUUCCCAAAAGUGGUGUAACUUUGGGAGGAUAUGGCAUCGAUGAGGAAAUGUGUGUUAACUAUCUGUAUUAUUUUCCUGCAUCUGAAGUAGAAGUGUGUAAAUCGGCCGUGGCUAACGAGACUCUACAUCGUUACUUUGAGAACAUCACGCAAAUCGAUCAGCUUGUAUGUGAGAAGUUCAACAUCACAAUGUACAGAAUUCAAGAGAGUCAAUGGGGUGCUUCACUCGGGGCGAGCCGUCGCGAUAACCAAUUCGAACGACUCCCCCGCACCCAAGGAUGUCUCAAUAGAACUAUUCUUGUUAUGGCCAUGUGUAGGUGA
Ostertagia ostertagi is the source of this 1161-nucleotide messenger RNA. The record is from the annotation of a GenBank genome assembly. Lineage: Eukaryota; Metazoa; Nematoda; Chromadorea; Rhabditida; Trichostrongylidae.